UCACGUACUCUAAGGAAGUGGCUCUUCCUAAUGCGCAGUGAGCUCGUAUACUGUUAUUCCAGAGUGGGAAGAUCUGAUCAGAAAUGACCGUGGAACUGAGCGGAGAGCAGCUGGAGAUGGCUGAGACCCGGCUGAGAAGAGCUUUACCUCGGUCACACCAGGUUUAUGGUUGUCUGGUCCUCAGAAACAGAGUCAGGUCAGACCCUGUGAGGGUUUUAGUGGACAGAUGGCCAGAGUUUAAUGUCAUUAUCUGCAAACCACAAUAUGAACAGGAGGGUGACCUCUUCAAAGAAAUAAUGGUUUUUGCCAGUGAUGAAGCUAUUCUCAAGGAGACCAUAAUGAAGUCCUCUGUUAUUGACUGGACCCAGUCCUUUUGUAUUGAAAUCAACCGUCACCACAUGGAGACAUUCAAAGCAGUCGCAUCAGAAAAAGACGUAUCCAGCAGAAAAGUGGCAGUGUGUCACAUGAUGAGACUGGAGGAUGUAUCCAACCUUCCCUCUAUAGACAGCUCAGGGAUCUCUCUAAGCUCUCUGGAUGAAUCACACGUUGGCUUUGUCAAUCAGACAUGGAAGUUUGGAGACAAUGCAGCUGUCAGGAUGAUCCGGAACAUGCUCGCAAACUUCCCCUCCUGCUGCGUGCUGGACGCAGAAGGAAAGCCUGUGUCCUGGAUCCUGACCUAUGCGUCGUGUGCGAUGGGCAUGUUGCACACUUUACCAGAGCACAGAGGGAAAGGCUACGCUAAAGUCCUGGUCAGCACCAUGGCCAAGAGAUUCUUCACUGAGGGCUACCCAGUGUACUGCUUUGUAGAGGAGGAUAACAAGGUCCCCUACAAGUUCUUUAAAAACCUGGGCUUCAUUGAGGAUCCCUCAUACAGGGAGACAUGGUUUAGGUUCAACUGUUGAAUUUGCAACCUCUGUGAUUGAAUAUAUAGCAGAUAUACUAUCAGAUAAACAUAACCUGCAACAUUUCCUAGUGAAUGAAAAUGGCAUUGAAAUGUAAUGUUUACAAAUUUUAUAUGCAGAUUGGCAAAAUGAAUCAAAAGGUAUCUUUUUACAAAUUGCAAGUACUUGGUUAUCAAAUGUGUUAAAACAAAUGAAAUACCAGAAUUUAUUUUAAUCACAAGUCAUUUGUAAUUUGAAAAUAACAAAACACAUCAUAAUGUAUAUUAUGACCACAUUUUAGGCAUUUAAAAGCCUCAAUAAGGUCCAACCUUAAAGCUGGGAUAGACAGUUUUCUGGAAAAGGCAACAAAAAUAAUUUGGAAAAUACAACCCUACAGUUACCCUUCAGG
Molecule: messenger RNA, 1290 nt
Organism: Centropristis striata (black sea bass)
Lineage: Eukaryota; Metazoa; Chordata; Actinopteri; Perciformes; Serranidae
Product: glycine N-acyltransferase-like
Exons: 5
Coding region: 84-902 (272 amino acids)
Cellular component (GO): mitochondrion
Molecular function (GO): glycine N-acyltransferase activity
Source: RefSeq, a predicted model, not a curated record